Molecule: messenger RNA, 2008 nt
Organism: Podospora bellae-mahoneyi
Lineage: Eukaryota; Fungi; Ascomycota; Sordariomycetes; Sordariales; Podosporaceae
Exons: 2
Coding region: 1-1902 (633 amino acids)
Source: RefSeq, a predicted model, not a curated record
AUGGAAACUUCAGCGCCCAAGAGAAGGAGAACCUCACCUCGAACCGCUGUUCAGAUACAGCCCGAGUCGCAAGUAUCACCAAAUGCGCCUCUGUCCGCCGAGACCCCCGAUAGCACCGGGGGCUUAACACGAGCGCUUAGAAAGCAGCUCGAUCUACGGUCCGCGAAACGGGAUGCGGCAUCAGCAGAGGAGAGGGGUCAGAACACCGGAGCCAACGUAGGCGAGGAGGAUAAGGGCCUCCGUUCACCAGCAAGACGACCGAAAGCGAAAAGCGCACUUCCAAGACCCGUACCACGACCACUCCCACCCCCGGCACCCGAGGAGGCUGCCGAAGCAAUCAACCCCUUUGCUCGCCGAGGUCUCCGGCGAUCACCACCCCUCGGCGUGCUCCCCGAGGUUGUAGUUCCCGAACCAGAGCUCCCGCCAACCCCCGAACGACCCGAUCCCGUAGUCAGCACGCCUCCAUCAGGCAUACACAACACCCCGUCUAGAAGACCAAAACGAAGCAAAGCCCUAGCGGAGAGAAUCAAGAGCUCAUCCCCCCUCAAACAGCCCCCCCUUCGACCAGCAGAACCAGGCCAGCUCGACGAUCCCACCCAACAACCGCCCCCAUCCCCCGGCAAAAAGGGCCAGCAAAGCUCCCCUCCAGCACCCCCUGAGCCCACAACCGCCGAACUACGAGGCCUAAGACCCAUCGACCCCGACGCAGACAAGAAGAACCUCCUCAACUCCCUCCACGCAGAACUCGCCUCCCUAGAAAAGGACCUCUCCCUCACCACAGCAGAAAACGAGCGCCUAAGACAAAGUCGUCUUGCCAAAAAGGAAGCCUCCCCACCACCAAACCCAGAAGAAAUCCUCUCCCUCCUCCGGCGGCACGCCCUCCCCCCAGAGAAAGAACCCCUCCCCACCCCAGCAGACGACUGGCUCGCCUCGGCGCUCAACCCUAUCUCCUUCCUCCCGUUCAGCAAGCCUCUUUCUUCUUCUCCUCCCGAACAGGCACCGGAUAACCUGGACAAACCGAUCAUAUCCCACCACCCUCUCCCCAUGUCAGCAGCUGAAUCCCUCCCUUUUCUCCGGGCGUUCACACCAUUAAGUUUUACGUCUCAAAUAUUCCCUUUGCCGUGGGAAGAAGAAGGGAAGCCGCUGGUGCAGCAGCAUUUUAUCACUGUUGCUUCGGCUAAGCCUUGUAGGGGGUUGUUCACUGCGAGGAUUGAGAUGAGUGUUAAUACCAAGACUUUGGGGGUGACGGGGAUUGCGGUGCCGAGGAUGGAUCCGGCUGGGGCCGAGGGGGAGUUGGGGCCGUUUGUGAGGAGGAUUGUUGACGGGCUGGGGGAUGGCGGGGUGGCGAGUAGUGGGUUGGGGAACAAUAUUAGUGUGUUGACUUGGGCGAUGGGGGAGUGGGUGAGGGUGGGGGUGGAGAGGGCCAAGGUUUGGAGGAUUUUGGAGCGGGAGGUGGGGGAUAAGAGGCGGUUGGGGGGGAUGGUGAGGAAGUUGAGGGAGAGGAAGAAGAGGAAUAGGGUAAGGAAGAUGGGGGGCGAGGAGGAGGAGGAGGAGGGGGAGGGGGAGGAGGAAGAGGAGAGGUAUGAUACUGGGGAGCUGCUUCCGUAUAUGGGGAAGACGUGCUUGGAUCUUGAGGUUCCGGUGUUGAAUGGAAAGGGGGAGGGGGAGGGGGAGGUGUCGGGGUUGAGGGUGAUGUGGAAGAUUGAGUUCGACUGGACGGGGGAGGCGAGGAGUGAUAUUGGGGUUUUGGUGGGGAUGCCGGGGAAGUGGCGUAAACAUGACGAAAGGGGGCAAUUGUCUGGGAUACCGAGGCUGUUUGACGAGCUUGUACAGGGAGGUGAAGAUCCUCUUAUCGCUGUACGGACGGUGGUGUCUCUGCUUGCUGGGGAGCAGACAUCAUGAGAGCAGGAGACAGCACCAGAGCUGUGUAGGUUCCAGAAACACACAUGUAUUUAUCAGCAUCUUGUAGCAUGAAAUGAUAGCUCGUGACAUGCCUUAUCUGCGACGC